Messenger RNA from Talaromyces stipitatus ATCC 10500, 1528 nucleotides. Its product is annotated as mitochondrial protein sorting (Msf1), putative. Lineage: Eukaryota; Fungi; Ascomycota; Eurotiomycetes; Eurotiales; Trichocomaceae. Gene Ontology annotation, molecular function: phosphatidic acid transfer activity. The record is from RefSeq and is a predicted model, not a curated record. Gene Ontology annotation, cellular component: mitochondrial intermembrane space. The transcript is spliced from 2 exons. Gene Ontology annotation, biological process: phospholipid transport. Bases 259 to 828 code for a protein of 189 amino acids.
AUCGAAUUCUAGUCCACAUUCCCUUCACUUUCGCCAUCUUAUAGCUUAUAUCAUGUUCAAUUAACUAGACACCAGUCUGAUAGAUUUGUUUCUCCGUAUACCUUCGCACUCGAGAAAGUCCGUUAUCCGUCGCUAUAACAUUAAAAACUGCAAACUUCCAUCCGUUUCAAAGAGAGAUAUCGUGAAUCAUCGUUCUCGCUCAUCGUUUGAUACACCCUGUCGAGUCUGCCGUGCUUCUCGGAGGCGAAAGGAAGAAAGAUGAAAGUAUUUUCUUCAGACUGCACCUUCAACUACUCGUGGGAUGAAGUCUCCACGGCAAACUGGCGCAAAUACUGCCCCUGGAAUGAUAAGUCGACGCAUGUGAAGGCUGUUGAUACCCUGUCGAGGACGAUUGAACCAUCAACGGGCAUUUUGCGCACCGAGCGUCUCAUAACUUGUUAUCAAUCUGCGCCAAAAUGGGUGCUGAGCCUUUUCGGAGGUAGCCCGCUGUCAUAUGUUUAUGAAGUUUCAUACGUCGACCCAGUCACCAAGAAAGUAACCAUGUGCUCUACGAACCUCACAUGGGCCAAUGUUCUUAAUGUCCGAGAGACGGUCACCUACCAACCAUCCCGCUUAACACCAGACAACCAGACCGAAUUCCAACAAGAAGCGACCAUCACCGCGCUCUGCACAGGGUGGCAAAAGAUUAAGAAUAAAGUAGAAGAAGCCAGCGUUGAGCGAUUCAGGGAAAAUGCCAAACGAGGUCGCGAAGGCUUUGAGGCCGUUCUCGAAAUGAGUCGACGCGUGUUCGGCGAACAAAAAGAACUUGAGAAGAUGCAAUCCUCCUAGAUCGAAUCGGCGCGCUUCCUUACGCUCCUAGAGCUUUUUUUUUUAACGACACCUUCAUAUGUUUUCUCGACUGAGCGAUUGCAUGCAUCUGCUUUAUAGAUUUGCAUUGGGAUUCCGAUUCGGCGUUUGAUGAUAUCCUUGACGAGCCACUUUUGUGAUCAGCAUAUACUUACUGUACAUGCAAUAGAUAAAAGCGUUUGUGUUUUUUUCGGUGCGAGACUUGGUUCAAUCAGCCACUUACUCUGCUCUUCGACGUUUAGCGACUGUCAUCAUAGUGACCUCUCGACUCAAUGUCUGUGAAUGAUUAUGUUUAAUGUUUCAAAGCCACUAAACCUAGUUCAUAUCUUGAUGCCUAUAUACAUAGCAAAAAUGUAUGACUCUACUGGAAUGGUAUUCUAUAUGCGCCUAUUAAGGUCCAGGAUUGGAUCCUUGCGAAGCUAAUUCUUUAUCCCUCGUGUCCUGCUCAAUGACACCCUUCUUCAACUUUGCGCGUUGUCUUUCUUCGUAAGCACUACGGCUCUUGAGGAUCCUCUCGACAAUCUCGCCUGCAUUCACAUGCUGAAAUGGGUGGUUUCCGACUUCCUUGAAGAUACCCAUUUGCUUAGGGGCAACAUACGGAUCAUAUGUUAGAGGAAUAAAAGUUGUGGGUCCAUGGUAUACCACAUCAGGAACACCCCAAGGCAUUGCCCGUAAGAAUGAU